AUGUGGAAAAAGCUUACUUCACUUAAAAAUAGUAAUUGCAAAUCUGAUGUAAGUAAUAUAGAAGAAAAUGAUAAAAAAAAUGUAAAAAAAAGUGAUACACAAAAUGAAGAUUCCGAAAAAAAAAGUACAGGAACUAGUAAUGGUAUGUUAAGUAUUAAAAAAAAAAAUACUAAUGAAACUGAUAAAACAGAUCAAUAUAAUUUAGAUUUAAAUAAAAAAAAAAAAACAAGUAAUAAAGAAAUUGAAGAACAAAAAGAAAUAUUAAAAGAUGAUACCAAAGAAGUUAUUGUAGAUGAUGAUACGAAUAUAAAAGAAAAUGAUAAUCAUAAAAAUGAGCUUAUCUCCAGUAAUAAUAUAAAAAAAGAAAAAUAUGAAAAAGAUCUAGAAUGUAAUGAAGAAAGAAUUCACAAUGAUAAGAAAAUGAAUCAUUGUCAUGAUAAAGAGGAAAACGAGAAGGAAAAUGAGGAUAAGCAAAGUAAACAAAUAGACAUUAAGGAAGUUAAAAAUUCUAUUGAAAAGAUAAAGGAAAAAUUUGGAAAAAAUGUAGAUGAAAAAAUUAAAAGAUAUGAAAGCCUGGAAAAAAAAAAAGAUGCACAUAGUGUGAAAAACAAAACUGGAAAUAGAAAUAGUACAAGUAGAAGUAGAAGCAGAAACAGAAAUAGAAGCAAAGAUAGAUAUUUAAAUAAAAGAAAAACAAUAGAAGUGCAUUCAAACAGUGAAGAAAAUAAACAAGGGAAAAGAAGAACAAAAAGCAGGGAAAGAAGUAUUGAAUAUAGAAAAAAAAGUAAGGAUAAAUGGAGAGAUAGAAGCAAAGAAAAAGGUAGACAAAGAAGUAAAGACAGAAGCAAAGAAAGAAGUAGACAAAGAAGCAGAGACAGGUGGAGAGACCGAAGCAGAGAUAGAUGGGGUUUAGAUCGUAGAAGGAGUAGAUACAAAGAUAGUAGAGAUAGAAAUAAAUUCUCACAUCAUAGUAGAAGUAUAAGCAGUGAUGAAGAACAUUAUUCAAAAAAUAAAAAAAGAACAAAAAGAAAAAAGUCAAGACAUAAUAUAGAUAAAGAUUCUUAUUCAAGUUCUUCUGAUAGUACACAUAGAAGAAGAAAUAGAAAAUCUUCUAGUUCAAAUGAUACAAGAAAAGAUGAUAAUAAUUCUAUACAAAAAAAGAGAAAAAAAAGCAAAUGGGAUACAGUAGAUGAAUCUUCAUUAAAUAAUAAUUUAUUAAAUAACAGUGUAAGCGGUAUAUUUCAAAAAUCCUCAUUAACCGUAACAGGAAAUUUAAUAGCUCAAAAUAAUAAAAUAACAGAUUUAAGUAGAAAUCCAUAUGAACAAGAUACGGAUAAAAAACAAAGGAAAUUAUACAUUGGUAAUAUUCCACCAAAUUCUAAACAAGAAGAUGUUGUAGAUUUUUUUAAUAAUUCUAUUUUAGCUGUUAUAAAAGAUUCAAGUUUAGAUGUUAAAAUAGGUGAUGUGCAAUUAAUGCCAGUUAUCAAAUGUGAAAUAUUUAAUAGUGAUUCAAGAUUUUGUUUCCUAGAAUUUAGAACAGUGCAAAUUACUUGGUUAUGUCUAAAACUUGAUUCUAUACCUUACAAUAAUUAUUGUUUAAGAAUAGGAAGACCACAUGAUUAUAUACCUCCACCUGAAGGAGAUCCUGCAUUUACUACUGUAUUCACAGAUAUUAAUAUGGAUGUUUUUGAAAAAUUAAGACCUAGUAAACCAGUAAACGUCAAAACUAGUAGUGAUGAAGAGAAUAGAUUGUAUAUACAAAAUUUACCACAUGAUUUAAAGGAUGAACAAAUAAAAGAUUUAUUGGAACAAUUUGGAAAUUUGAAGGCUUUCAAUAUUAUUAAAGAUUUAAAUACAGGCCUAAAUAAAGGAUAUGGUUUUUUUGAAUAUGAAGAUAGUUCGUGUACACAACUAGCUAUUCAUGCUUUAAAUGGUUUUGUAUGUGGACAAAAUAUAUUAAAUGUCAAAAAAGCUACAUUCAACAAACAACCAACUACUAUUACUACUAAUAAUAAUAUGAAUAAUCAAAAUCCAAAUUUUAUAGCAUUACCUAAUAAUAGUGAUGUACCAGUAACUCUUUUACCAUCAUCCAUAUCGCAAAAAAUUUUAAGUAAUUCAAUUAUAGGAUUACAAGUUCAAGCAUCAAGAAAAAUUGGUGAAAAAUCAUCCAAGGUAGUACAAUUAACUAAUGCAGUAUUUCAAGAAGAUUUAAUUGUUGAUAGUCAAUAUGAAGAAAUAUUAAAAGAGGUAAAAGAAGAAGCUGAAAAAUAUGGUACAUUACAAAAUAUAGUUAUACCCAAACCAAAUAAAGAUUUAUCGUAUACAGAAGGCGUUGGAAAAAUAUUCUUACAUUAUGCUGAUGAAGCAACUGCAAGAAAAGCUCAAUAUAUGUUUAAUGGGCGAUUAUUUGAAAAAAGGGUGGUAUGUGCUGCCUUUUAUUCAGAAGAACAUUUUUUAAAGGGAAAAUAUGUUUUAUCUUAA
Plasmodium reichenowi is the source of this 2481-nucleotide messenger RNA. Its product is annotated as splicing factor U2AF large subunit, putative. NCBI's taxonomy places the organism in Eukaryota, Apicomplexa, Aconoidasida, Haemosporida, Plasmodiidae. The record is from RefSeq and is a predicted model, not a curated record. Gene Ontology annotation, molecular function: poly-pyrimidine tract binding; pre-mRNA 3'-splice site binding. The transcript has a single exon. Gene Ontology annotation, cellular component: U2-type prespliceosome; nucleus; nuclear speck. Gene Ontology annotation, biological process: mRNA processing. The coding region runs from base 1 to 2481 and encodes 826 amino acids.